AAAGAUAAGUCUUUUAACUUUAAUUUCAAAAAUGUGCAAAGUAAUUGUAUUAUUUAAUGGUUAUUCUAUAAAACUUGACGAUGGAACAAUGAAAGCAAAUUGUACUUGUACAUUAAUAAAGGCAUCCAAGAAUAUUAUUGUUGAUACUAUGACAGCUUGGGAUCGAGAAAAAAUAAUACAAGCACUUAUUAAACAUAAUGUUACACCUGAUAAAAUUGAUUAUGUUGUUUGUACUCAUAGCCAUGCUGAUCAUAUAGGAAACAAUAAUCUUUUUAUAAAUGCAGAACAUAUAAUAGGAACUUGUGUACAUCGUGGAGAAUUAUUUUUCGAUAAAGAUUUAAAAAAUGGAUAUCAAAUUUGCCCAGAAGUUAAAGUUAUAGCAACUCCUGGUCACACAAUGGAUGAUGUUACAGUUUUAGUUGAAACUACAAUUUCUGAGAAAUCUACAUGUUUUGCUAUUACAGGUGAUUUAUUUGAAAAAGAAGAAGAUAUACUAAAUCCAUUCCUUUGGAAGGAAUUAGGAACUAAAGAAUUACAAAAAAUUCAAUCACAUAUGCGAUCUUAUAUAAUUGAUUUGGCAAAUUUUAUAAUACCUGGUCAUGGACCAAUGUUUGUUGUUACUAAUGAUAUGAAAAGAAUUAUUAAAAACCAAAUAAUUAUGUAAUAUAAUAAUUAUAUA
Molecule: messenger RNA, 679 nt
Organism: Apis mellifera (honey bee)
Lineage: Eukaryota; Metazoa; Arthropoda; Insecta; Hymenoptera; Apidae
Product: metallo-beta-lactamase domain-containing protein 1
Exons: 4
Coding region: 32-664 (210 amino acids)
Source: RefSeq, a predicted model, not a curated record